GAAUGCCCAGCCUGUAGACUAUGUGGUGCUUCCAACCGCCAUCUUAUAUGCCAAGAGCCACUCAGGUGUAUUCAUACCCUGCCGUGCAUUACUGGAUUCUGGAUCUCAACUCAACUUUAUCACUGCUCGUCUAGUAAAGCAGCUCCAACUCAAAACUCAUCAUGCUGCCGUAUCAAUAUCUGGUAUAGGCGAAUCAACCCUAUCUUCUAACAUGUCCACUGACAUAUCAGCGCAGUCACGUGAUAGGAGCUUCAGCACAUCAUUUUCAGCAGUCGUUACUCGCAGUAUAACGGGUUAUCAGCCCCACUUUGGGUUAGACAUCUCUGGGUGGAAUAUCCCCAAAAACAUCUCGCUCGCGGAUCCAUCGUUUUUCAAAUCUCAAAGAAUAGAUUAAUUACUUGGUGCCGCACUUUUUUCGAUCUCAUUUGCAUCGGCCAAAUUCGAAUGGCGGAUAACCUACCAACGCUCCAAAAGACCAAGCUCGGAUGGAUUGCGUCUGGCGGACUCUCUCGCGUACACAACAAACACACAUCCCUUUCAGCCCUUUACAAGGAACCUAAUCCAUGGGAGGAUCCACUGUCGGAUAUUGUAAAACGUUUCUGGGAAGUCGACAAUUGCUGCGGUACAACCCCUGCGCUCUCUGAUGAAGACGCACUAUGUGAGCAGCUAUUUCUCCAAGGCUACACGCGACUAAAGUCAGGGCAGUAUUCAGUUAGGCUUCCAGCAAAGCUCAGCUUCGACACGCUAGGAGACUCAUAUCAACGUGCUCUACGACGUUUCAAGUCGCUCGAAAACAAAUUGGACAAAAAUCACCAGCUGAAGGAGAGCUACUCUGCAUUCAUGUGCGAAUACAUCGAGUUGGGCCACAUGUCUUUGGCUUCCAAGCAGCAGCUUGUCCCACAAUUCUAUUUACCCCACCACUGCGUAGAAAAGCCAGAUAGCUCAACCACCAAAUUGCUCGUCGUUUUUGAUGGAUCAGCCAAAUCCACAUCAGGCGCAUCUCUGAAUGAUCUUUUGCAUACAGGCCCAGCAAUUCAACCCAAAUUAGUCAACAUUCUAAUUCAGUUUCGUUUUUUAAAGGUUGCCAUGUGCGGUGACAUCUGUAAGAUGUACCGCUGUGUCCGAAUAACGCAUCCAGAUCAAUUUCUGCAAUGCAUCUUAUGGCGUGAUCACCAAAAUGAAAGCAUAAGGACGUACACCCUGGAUUGAUCGCGCCCAUCGUUACCAGGUUAAAGCUUGAAAUUCUCCCGUUUUGUAUUGAUGCCGCUGGCUACGUAUGAGCUGCAUGGAUUUUGCGACGCCAGCACAGCCGCUUAUGGUGCUUGCGUAUUUGUCAGAUCCGAAAUGCAAGGGGUAUUUUCAUCACAUUUGCUAUGCUCUAAAUCAAGGGUCGCCCCAUUAAAGACGCUGACAAUCCCAAAGCUUGAGCUGGCAGCUGCACUUUUAUUAUCAGAGCUCAUAGGAAACAUUGCCAAGUGCAUUCAGUUCGAAUGCAGAUAUCAUUGCUGGACCGACUCAACAGUAGGGUAUCACAAAUACAGGAGCGGACCAAGGGCAUGACCUGGCAUCAUGUACCCUCUCAGCUGAACCCUGCGGACAUUUUAUCACGUGGAUGCACACCUUUGGAACUUUUAGACUCACAGCUAUGGCAUAAUGGACCCCCAUUUAUACAGGCCGCUAGCUCGACUUGGCCUCAAAACGUCGCCUAUCCCUUUGAGCUUCCAGAACGACGCCAGAAAGUGCUGGUACUAUCAACGAAGACGGACCUAUCGGCAUCUUGUAAAUUCAACAACACAUUUGCCUAGUUACAGCGCACUUUCGCAUACGUGUAUCGAUUUAUAGCGCUAAAAAGAUCUGAUUCGACGAGUUCAAAAGGUCCACUCACUCCAUAUGAUAUCAAGUGCGGAACGCAUUUACUUAUAAAAAACAUUCAACUUACGCA
Messenger RNA from Drosophila montana, 1942 nucleotides. RefSeq lists its product as uncharacterized. The record is from RefSeq and is a predicted model, not a curated record. NCBI's taxonomy places the organism in Eukaryota, Metazoa, Arthropoda, Insecta, Diptera, Drosophilidae. The transcript is spliced from 3 exons. The coding region runs from base 1491 to 1805 and encodes 104 amino acids.